Messenger RNA from Anguilla anguilla (European eel), 3509 nucleotides. Its product is annotated as SAM pointed domain-containing Ets transcription factor-like. Lineage: Eukaryota; Metazoa; Chordata; Actinopteri; Anguilliformes; Anguillidae. Bases 1159 to 2133 code for a protein of 324 amino acids. Gene Ontology annotation, molecular function: sequence-specific DNA binding; DNA-binding transcription factor activity, RNA polymerase II-specific. Gene Ontology annotation, cellular component: nucleus. The transcript has 6 exons. The record is from RefSeq and is a predicted model, not a curated record. Gene Ontology annotation, biological process: cell differentiation; regulation of transcription by RNA polymerase II.
GAGCGUGAUCCAAGUUCUGUGAAAGUUUAUCAAGCAGUGACUGAAAUACAGAAAUUGAAAGGCUGUGCAAUUAAGUAAAGCUACAAACCUUCAGCUUAUGAAUACUUUAUCUUACAAUGAAUCUGGACCAGAUGUAAGUCAUUUUUAUGUCCAACUAAAUACUUUCUCUGGGUUGAAAUUAAACAGACCACUUGACGGGAAACCUUGGGGCAUACGCUGCAAAAUGUAUUUCAUAUUAUCUGUAUCGUCAGUUAUGCUGUGUAGAUUAAAGGCAUCGUGUUAAAUUGAUAAAUGCUAGAUAUCAAAACCUCACUAGGACCUUGUGAGAAUGUAUUGUAUAAAACCAGCAACAGAAAUCACCAUCCGUUCGGCCUAAUAAAUUGUGUAAUAAAUUGUGUUCUUUUAGAAAAUAUACUAUAAGCCUGGACUCAGUUAACACGUAUUCUUAAUUUUAUAUAGGUAUAUAUACAAUCCAUAAAGUUGUACUUUAACAAAAAAAAAAAAGAAAAAGAAACUGAAGCACUAUUUUCCCCCCAAUAAUCUUUGCUGUGAGCCAAAUCUAAUGGCAAAUCCAGGAAUAGAGUCCUGCACUCACCAUGUGGAACAGGUACUGGGAACCUGGCUGUUCCGCUGCCCACAAAGUGUGCCCUUUCUUCAGGGGAAUAUCCCCUCAUUGUCUGGCCUGUGUUUUAUUUGAUUAAAAAGCCCCGACUCCAGCUGGCAGUGGAGACAGGAGACCGCAGGGCCGGUGCAAUGAAAGAGCGCACCAUGGCAGUGCUGCCUCAGGAUCGAAUCUCAGGCACUCGCCCCCUUGUUGGUGUCCUUUCGCAAGAACUGACCCACAAGUAAGCGACUCAGUAAAAUCCACUUAGCCCCGUGCUUAUCGAAAAUCGCCCGGUGACUUCCAAAUUCUGUUUUGGGGCUCGCCGUCACCACCCUCUGUCCUUUGAAGAAGUUUGACUUCAGGCGCAAUAAAAAAAGGUCCCGAAAACAUUGUAGCCACAACUUCAACUGCAGGCCCAAAAGAGCACAGCUCUCGCACAGAUGGCCUCGUGACAUUGAGCUCAUUUCAGCCUAUUUAAUUAUGGAUGUCAAAGUGGACACGUUAUAACAGUCGCCGGGUGAUUGGAUUUUUUCUGAAAGAGUGCCGCGCUGACGAUGGGGAGUCCAGACAGGGGCGAGGUGGCCAGCUCACUACACCCGCCCCGCAUCGGCUUCGCUGAGACCCCCCUCACCUCCCUGGAGCGGGACGGCUGGGAGGCGGAGGACACCAAGCCGCCCCGCGACCUGGCUGGCGCCCCGGAGCGGGGCCUGCCGGGGCUCUACCUGUCCUGCUUCGACAUGCUGGUCACCGAGGACGCCGCCUGGCUGCUCAAGGUUUCGGACACCGCGCCCCCUUCGCCCGGCCCCCGCCCCGAACAGUGCCCCGUCAUCGACAGCCAGGGGCUGGGCCUCUCCUUGGGCCUGGACGGACAGAUGGAGGAGCGGUCCCUGGAGCAGGUCCAGAGCAUGGUGGUGGGAGAGGUGCUGAAGGACAUCGAGACGGCCUGCAAGCUGCUCAACAUCACCCCAGACCCCAUAGACUGGAACGUGGGGAAUGUCCAGAAGUGGAUGCUGUGGACGGAGCACCUCUACAGACUGCCUCAGGUGGGGAAGGCUUUCCAGGACCUCAACGGCAAGGACCUGUGCGCCAUGAGCGAGGAGGACUUCAGGCAGAGGAACAUGCAGUGCGGGGACGUGCUCUACGCCCACCUGGACAUCUGGAAAUCCGCUGCAUGGAUGAAGGAACGGUGCUCUCCAGGAGACAGCAAGUUUACAGGUGGGGAGGAGCCGUGGUCGGAGGCAGACUCCUUCUGUUCCGGGCAGCCCAUCCACCUGUGGCAGUUCCUUCGGGAGCUCCUGCUCAAGCCGCACAGCUACGGCCGCUGCAUCCGCUGGCUCAACAAGGAGAAAGGCAUCUUCAAAAUCGAAGACUCAGCUCACGUGGCGAGGCUCUGGGGCAUCAGGAAAAACCGUCCAGCCAUGAACUACGACAAGCUGAGCCGGUCCAUUCGCCAGUACUACAAGAAGGGAAUCAUCCGGAAGCCUGACGUGUCGCAGAGACUGGUCUACCAGUUCGUCCAUCCAGUAUGAAGAGGCGGUGGGAAGGGUUGGUAAGAGAGGAAAGUGAGGGAUGAAAGGAACUGGAGCAAGAGCCUGUAUAGACUGUAGCAGGCGUCAUACACCUCCAAGUCCUGGCCAUCGAGUUGGACUGGAUUUGAACAAGCUUACUGACCAAAACUCUCAGACUUCUCUCUCAACACUGAAAACUCCAGUCAGAAAAUGGGGGAAAAAACAACCAGAUUUCUGGAGCCACUUCACAGCACUACUGCAGUUGAGGAACCCAGUCCUGCAGAAAGCAGGCCAUACACUCCUUUUCUUAGCGCCAUUUUAUAAUCAGAGAAUGAAGUAUGUUCUCUCUACCCCAAUGAAGACGCAAAUACAUGAACUGCAUUCGUUAAAAACUUAUGUAAACUGCCUUAUUUCCCAAUACGCAUCAUCUGCCUGUUCCUGUUCAUGUUAUAGGGAUUCUACAUUAUUAGUUUGGUGAUUAGCAUGUAGGGUUCUUGUCUUUUGGUUUUCAAUAAUGUUCCAUAUUACAGAGCUCUAUUUUUUAUAAAUUAAGAGGCCUUUAUGUGUUUUGUUUUUCUUUGUUCGUUCGUUUGUUUUUCCUUUGCAAGACUGACUGUGGCAACUGCAACCAACUUAGCAGUGGGUUUGACCAUUUAAACCCUUAGACCGCAGAACCGCAAUGCAACCGCAACAGCUUUUCCAAGUUCCAGUUCCAGUCAUGACGUUCUGUGGUCCUAAGGCUUAAACUCCAGCUAAGUUGCGUGCAACUGUCCUAUUGUGUCUUAUUAUUAUCAUUCAUAUCAUCUGCUGCUUUUCUGUGAUAACAGGUUGGGUGUUCAUUCUUGGAGGUCUCUCCCUGGAAUCUGCCUUUUAACAUCCCUUCCCUGAUAAAGAAUUACCUGUAGCACUAAAGCCCUUCCUAUCACUCUACAGAGCACUGAGGAAUAUGUAAAAUCACAGACACGUACUGCGUACUGCCCUAUGCGCACCAUUUAUGUUUUGACUAGCAAAAAGGCACAAAAUACUAAUGUUACAAAAUAGUACUUCCAUAAGAAAAGAUUUAUGUCUAAUUAAUUUGAAAACAGAUUUUUAUAUGAUAAAGUCAACGCUUUAUUAAAGCGGUAUUACUAAGCCUCACCACUUGACAUUUUCUGCUUCAGAGGUGACAGAAAAGUUCAGUUGAUUCUUAAUUUCCCCCAUUCAGUUUGAUUUAAUUUAUGAUGUAUGCUUUUCUACCUUUAAAGGUUUGCACCACAUUUCGAUACAAAACAAUUGCACAUCAAAUUGGGAUGGCAGGUAUACCAUCUCGCCAAAGGUAUGCCUUGGCAGGGCGGCAUGCCCCAUACCUAUACAGCACCGACAGUUUGGCACAUUUCAGAGUUUCCUACAGAAAUAAC